Messenger RNA from Macrosiphum euphorbiae (potato aphid), 1419 nucleotides. Lineage: Eukaryota; Metazoa; Arthropoda; Insecta; Hemiptera; Aphididae. The record is from the annotation of a GenBank genome assembly.
AUGUAUAGUUUAAAAUGCUUUACCAUUAAGUAUUUAACAUUAAAACGUUUUAUAGAAGAAUUUUCAUGGGGCGAACGACAUAAACAAACAUUAAUACUUUUUUUUGGAAUGGUAAUUUCAUAUGGGUUGAGAGUUAAUCUGUCAGUUGCCAUUGUAGCUAUGACUGACAAAUCAAGUGCCAAUAGACAUUUUAUAGAGUUGCCCUGGAACGAAUCAUCAAAAAGCAAAGUAUUAAGCUCAUUUUUUUGGGGAUAUCUAAUAACUCAAGUAUAUGCUGGACAAAUGGCACAGAAGUAUGGAGGUAAAUAUUUCUUAGCUGGUGCAUUAGGAGUCAGUGGUGUCUUGACAAUACUCACUCCAGCAUCGGCGAUACACGGUGGUGUAUUAGUUAUGUGUGCAAACAGAAUGGUUCAAGGAAUGGCACAAGGUUUCAUAUUUCCAGCAGUUAAUGUUUUGCUAUCAAAAUGGGCACCAGCAUCCGAAAAAGGACGUUUGAUUUCAUUUGUGUUUAGCGGCACACAAUUUGGAUCAUUAGUUAUGCUUCCUACCGCAGGUCUAUUAGCUAGUAGUUCAGGUGGUUGGCCAGCCAUAUUUUACAUAGGUGGUGCGUUCACAUUAGUAUGGGUACUCGUUUGGUCUUUAAUGGGAGCUAACAGCCCAUCAGAACAUCAAACUAUAAGUGAGGCAGAAAAAAAAUUCAUUAUUAACUCAUUAAGUAAUACAAUAUCAAAUAAGCCUUUACCAACUCCUUGGGGAAAGAUAUUUACAUCAAUUCCUAUGUGGACACUUAUAAUUGCACACCUAACACAGAACUUGGGAUUCUGGAUUUUAUUAACAAACAUGCCAACCUAUAUUAACUAUAUACUAAAAUUCGACAUUAAAUCAAAUGGAUUUUUAUCUGCUAUGCCAUACUUGAUCAUGUGGAUCCUGAUUAUAGCAUUUUCCUGGAUUAGCGACUACAUCAGGACACAUGGUUUGAUAUCAAAUACAAACCAGAGGAAAAUUUGGAAUAGCUUAGCUCACUGGGGUGGAGCUUUAGCAUUGGUCUCACUCUAUCUAUUUGAUACAUCAACUACAGGAGCAAUAGUCUUGUUGACUGCAGCUCUUAGUUUAAACAGCGGCGUUUUCACAGGUUUUUUGACCAACCAUUUAGAUUUGGCACCCAAUUUUGCAGGCACACUACUAGGAAUUACAAAUAGUAUAGCAAAUAUUACGUCAAUAUUGGGACCAUUGUUAGUAGGCUUCGUUGUAACGGACAAUUGUAACAAAGACCAAUGGGGCAUAGUGUUUUUAUGCUCAGCUAGCGUCUUCUUCAUUGGAAACUUAUUAUAUGUUAUAUUUGGAACUGCUGAUACUCAAUCGUGGAAUGAUUCAUCGAUAAACAACAAAAUAAAAAACGGUGAAAAUGAAGACCCAUGA